AGAUUUCAUUUUCCGAGCACAAAAGUUCGUUUGGAAAAAUGUUUCUCAAAAGAUUUUCAGCAAAAUCCUUCACCUACAGAUCACUUUUGAUGAACUAUCGCCAUUCUUCAAUUUCGGAAUUUGCUUUUUCAACCCUAGAAAUUGAUCUGAAUCCCACAUACAAGAAUCAUUCCAAUGGCGACGAGUCCCGUAUACUGAGCCAGCUCUCCGACAUUUUCCCCACAUCGAUUUCUAACCCCGCCGCCGCCGCCGUCGCCGUAAAUCCACCGCCCAGGCAAUCGGAAAUCAGCGCCGCCGUCGAUGAUUUUCUUCCGCCAGAGGAUAAACUCCGCGGAGUUUUUUUGCAGAGAUUUAGCGGCGAAACCGCAAUUCACCGCGCACUGAGCGGCGUCGGUGUAGAAUUAAACGACGACGUAUUUGCUAAAGUACUGAACAGAGGUAACUUAUGUGGUAAAUCGAUGGUGGCGUUCUUCAAUUGGGCGAUUGAGCAGCCGGAUUUGUCGAAAGGUAUUGAUUCUUACCAUGUAGUACUUAAAUCAUUAGGUAGGAGGAAAUUCUUUGUGCAUAUGAUGGAAAUGUUGAAAGAUAUUAGGGAUAAAGGAAUGUGCCCUAAUUCAGAGACUCUUUUCAUUUUCAUGGAUAGUUACGUUCGAGCUCGCCAGGUUUCUAAAGCUACUAAAUUUUUCGGAGAAUUGGACAAGUACGGAUUGGUAUUUAACGAGGAAACAUUCACCGUCGCUUUAAAAUGUCUGUCUCAGCGUUCGUACGUGGCCACUGCGUGUUUGUUGUUCAAUAAAAUGAGAGAUAAGGUGCAAUGCGACUGUGCGAUGUAUAAUAUUAUCAUCGGCGGUUGGUCGAAGUUCGGUGCAGUUUCUGAAAUCGAGAAGUAUUUGAAGGUGAUGGUGGACGAGGGAGUUGAGCCCGAUUGUGUUACUUAUAGUUAUGUAAUCGAGGGUUUUGGUAGAGCUGGUAAAAUUGAUGAUGCUGUUAAGAUUUUUAAGUACUUGGAGGAAAAGGGGAGUGGGCUGAGUGGUGGGGUGUACAAUGCUGUGAUUUUUAAUUGUAUUGCUAGCGGUGAUAUUAACGGGGCUUUAAAAUACUACGAGGAAAUGCUGAGUAAUUGUUUUGAGCCAAAUAUCGACACUUACACUAGAUUCAUAGUGUAUUUUCUUAAGAGUAGAAGAGUUUCGGAUGCUAUUGGGAUGUUGGAUGAGAUGCUAGGUCGAGGGGUAAUUCCGUCCACGGGAAUUUUGACUGGUUUUAUUGAACCUUUGUGUAGCUAUGGUCCGCCUUAUGCUGCGCUGAUGGUUUAUAAGAAGGCGAGAAAAGCUGGAUGUAGAAUAUCGUUCACUGCCUAUAAACUAUUGCUAAGUAGGUUGUCUAGGUUUGGCAAAUUUGGGAUGUUGCUGAAUAUAUUGGACGAAAUGCAAGAGAGUGGUUAUUCUUCUGAUAUGCAGGUUUAUGAGUAUAUAAUAAAUGGUCUCUGUAACACGGGGAAGCUUGAAACAGCUGUCAAAGUUAUGGAGGAAUGUAUACGUAAAGGGUUUUACCCUGGAAAGAUUAUUUGCAGCAAACUUAAUAACAUGUUGAUGGAUUCGAAUAAAGUCGAGGUGGCAUACAAGUUAUUUCUGAAGUUGAGAAAGGCUCGUGUUAAUGAAAAUGCACAAAGAUACUGGAGAGCGAAAGGAUGGCACUUCUAGAACUUUUCUCAUAUGUCGGUUGGUUGCGGCUCGUAAAUGGUCCGACAAGCUUCCCCUUCAAGAUCAAAGUUCUUGAUGAAUUUAAUUGCGUUGAUGCUGCAAAGGUAAAACUAUAGUUCUGGUCAUGUAAAGUUGGCCAUUUAUAAUUUAGUUAGAAAUUGUG
Molecule: messenger RNA, 1863 nt
Organism: Erythranthe guttata (spotted monkey flower)
Lineage: Eukaryota; Viridiplantae; Streptophyta; Magnoliopsida; Lamiales; Phrymaceae
Source: RefSeq, a predicted model, not a curated record